AUGAAAUUCAUUAUUAUUAUUGGUACUAUAUUUUUGCAAAUAUCUUCAAUUUUUGCCGUAACUGCAAAUGAAAAAUUAAAAAGUUGUUGUAGUCAAUUAAAAAAUGCUGAUAAAGAAUGUGUUGAAAGAUUUUGUGAUUUUAGUGCUAUUUCACAAGCUAAUAUUCUUAAUUACCUUUCAACAUGUACUGAAAGAGGACCAACUGUAGGACAAAUGUGGGAUUGUGCUUCAACACGUAAAGAUCAUACUAAAUGUUGUGCAUCUAAAGGUGUCUCUGGAAAAUGUCUUGAGUAUUGUUCAGCUCAUGAUGGUGUCCCAACAAAUUACAUGGAUUAUCUUUUCUGUGUUGAGUCAUUCAAUGAAAUUCGUGAAUGUUUUGUUGAACACUUAGAAAAAAGUGACCCAUGGAAUCCUGUACCAAAAAAAAAUGGUAAAAACUAA
Strongyloides ratti is the source of this 441-nucleotide messenger RNA. Its product is annotated as Domain of unknown function DB domain-containing protein. The record is from RefSeq and is a predicted model, not a curated record. The transcript has 2 exons. Lineage: Eukaryota; Metazoa; Nematoda; Chromadorea; Rhabditida; Strongyloididae. Bases 1 to 441 code for a protein of 146 amino acids.